This is a messenger RNA of Papilio machaon (common yellow swallowtail), 475 nucleotides long. RefSeq lists its product as uncharacterized. The record is from RefSeq and is a predicted model, not a curated record. The transcript has 2 exons. Bases 34 to 474 code for a protein of 146 amino acids. Gene Ontology annotation, molecular function: serine-type endopeptidase inhibitor activity. Lineage: Eukaryota; Metazoa; Arthropoda; Insecta; Lepidoptera; Papilionidae.
GUCGCCAUUUUCAUCGACCCUCUCGUUACCGAGAUGUUUUUUGAGCUUGUUUUGUUUUUUCUCGGAUAUUUUCCAAGGAAUGAAGCGGUACCUCCAGAGGCGUGUUUCGCCAACUUUCGCCACGACGAUUGUGGCAUGUCGCCAGUUCCCGUCAUCUACUACUGGAAGCCGGGCUCUCGAUGCGAGGUGGGCUUUUGGCGCGGCUGCUUGCCCAAUAUGAACAUGUUCCACGAUGAAUACGAAUGUGUCGCCACCUGCAUCUUCAGCGCUAGAGCCGCCGAUGAAGACUAUCACAAUUUGAACGCUAUCGUCGAAAGCGAAGAAUCAACUGAAGAAAGCACAAUUUCUAAUGAUGACAACUCUACGGUGUCAGACACUAAUAACACUACCACUGAUGUUACAGGUGAUGGUAAUAGUGGGACUGUAACUGUUACUGGAGAAACUGGUAAUCCAACACCAUCUGCUACUACUUGAA